UGUUAUUAUGUUCCGAUGUUUUUCGAGGGACGCCUUCGGCUGUCUCUAAAUAUGAUCAAAUUCAUGAGUUAUAUUGUAUCCCAUUUACCAGAACAUGUAAACACUAAAGUUUUUUUCUUGUGCAGGUGUACAAUUAGACGUGGCUUUGUGGUCAGAACUUGAUAGUACAAAGUGUCACAUAACUCACUCAAGUGACGUAAAGAGAUAAAAAUUUAAAAUAUAGUCAAUUAUUCAUGUGUGAUUCGUAAAACUUCAAGAUAACAAUGAGUUUUCAGUGAUGUAACUGUUCAGUCGGCAUGAAAAAGCAUUUGUUCUCGGUAGCCCAAGAAGGGCUGCUGUCCAUGUGCCGCUGUAACGACGAUCUCCGCCCGCAUUGACCAUCACCGCCUCAUGCAUGGCCGCCAUGGGCAUCACAGGCCACCGUCGCAGCAUCAACGGCGACCAACUCCGCAGAGUUGACAGGCUUGUGCCGCGCACCCUUCAGUCGCUGAUCUUGUGGACUCUGUUGGGCGUGGCUGCGGCGCGGAGGGACGACGGGACGGCCCGACCAGCUCUGUUCUCGCCUACCUGUCACCUCUCCGUCCAAGAGAUCGGGGUGACAGCCGUAGGGCCAGAGGGGCUCAGAGCCGCGUGUAACUUGCGUACUCUGAGGUCGGAAAUUCUCCAGCCCGGCCAUUUCAACAAUAGUACCUUGAGUGCAGUUAAUCACAGCCAGCACGUCACCUCGCUUCACUUGCAAUGUUCUCGACAAGUGGUUUUUGAGUCAGAACUGCAGCCCGCUGCGUUUGCUGCCUUCCCUCGGCUGCAAGAGCUUUCUUUAGAUUCCUGUAAACUUAAAGAACUUCCCGAUCGAACAUUUGCAGGACUGCCACAACUCAGGCGACUGUCAAUCUCAACACAUCACGAAGAUUGGCCUGGAGCAGUCCUCUCACUGAGCAAAGACGCUCUGACAGAACUACCUCGGCUGGAAUAUCUUGAUUUGUCCGAGAGUGAGUUGUGGCAGAUACCGGAGGGUACUCUGUGCUCCAGCAAAUCUCUGACUACACUCAAUGUUACCCACAAUCGUAUUCAUCGUCUUUCAGAUCUUGGGUUUCACUCUCCGUGUUUUGCUCCGGUGGCACAUCUCUACCUCAGUCACAAUGACGUGGACGAGCUGCCUGCGAAGGCCUUGCCCACUCCGCACCUUCACACCUUUCAUCUCGACCAUAAUAAGGUGGCUCGUGUUGAUGACUACGCCUUCAGAAAUCUGGCCGAGAUCAAAGACCUCAUUCUUAGCUAUAAUAAACUGGUAGCACUUCCUCAAGCUGCCUUCCUAGAUCUUUACCAACUAAAAAAUCUUGAUCUUGCCAACAAUAGCUUAUCAUCUCUACCGCCUUCAUUAUUUUCCUCUCUUGGACAACUAUUAUCGUUGAAUAUUAGUCACAAUCAACUCACUUUUUCUUUUGACAACCCCGAGCCCUUCAUUGGUCUCAUACGAUUAGUCGUUCUAGAUCUUUCUUACAACAAACUUAUUGACCUAAGGAGUCAAGUUUUCAAUCAUUUGUACUCCCUUCAAGUGCUCUUCCUUUCCAACAAUAAAAUUACUUAUUUGAGUGACGGGAUAUUUUCUUAUCUGGCAAAUCUUCACACUCUAGACCUUUCUGAUAAUAAAUUAUCAAUUUUAGAGAGCGGAACUCUUAAAGGACUUUCUGUGCUCACUCAUUUCUUCGUCGACAAUAAUUCAAUUGAAAUAAUAUCCGAUGCUUCUUUCCGUAAUAGUUCUUCUCUUCAGAAGUUGAGCGUCACAGGCAAUUAUAUUGUCGAGAUACCGAAAGCAAUCACAUCGCUAACACUUCUACAAGUACUCGAUUUGAGUCGUAACCAAAUCGCAACCCUCGAGCGAUCUAACUUAAAAGGACUGAAUAAUUUAAAGCAUCUUUCUCUUCGACAAAACUUUAUUGGCAACAUUAGCAUCGAUGCCAUACCUCGUAUGGCUCAUCUUGAAUUUUUAGAUUUAUCCAGCAACAUGAUAGGAGGCGUGGAGCCUGGGGCAUUCGAACCUCUAACAGAGCUCAAAACUUUGAACCUGUCUCACAAUUACCUGAGCCACGUGAACGGCAUAGCUGCGCCUCUUCCCAAACUUCUGCACUUCGAUAUCUCUCAUAAUGAAAUUGAGUGGUUCGACUAUGCCCUGAUACCUAAAAAUUUAUUCGCUCUCAAUCUUAAUGGAAAUAGGAUUAAAGUUAUGGAAAAUCAUUUUGAAGUGCAUGAUAAACUCAAUUUACGAAGAAUAUUUGCUGCGAAUAAUUCAAUUACAGCAAUUAAUUACACUUCUAUACCAAAUGGGAUCGAAGUUAUUGACUUCAGUGACAACCUCAUUGACUACGUCAGCUCAAAUACCUUCCUUCUGAAAGACCGCGUAAACGAAAUUAAUCUUGAAAAUAAUCAACUUAUGUUGUUGGAGGAAUCUUCUCUGAGGCUUCCUCCUCGGUCACCGGAGGCCACGUCGGCCUCUCCUCCCCUUCUGCUGCUCUCGAACAACCCUCUCAAGUGUGACUGCGGGGCGGAAUGGUUGUCCCGAGCUGCACGGGAUGCCGUAGGGGACAGAAUAUUGACCCAACAAUCCACCGGGUCAUUCCUCCCAAGACUGGGCAAAGUAACCGACAUCAAGUGCACUUUGCCGGGACUGUGGCAAGAUGCGUCCGUGCCUUUGGUAAACGUGCACCAACACCAAUUUUUGUGCACCUAUCGGAGACAUUGUUUCACUCUUUGCCACUGUUGUGAUUUUGAUGCUUGUGAUUGUGAGCAAACUUGCCCCGACAAUUGUUUGUGCUACCAUGAUCACACUUGGAACCACAAUAUUGUAGAUUGCGGCAAACAAAAUUGGACUGCAAUGCCUCUAGGCGUGCCAAUGGAUGUCACUGAGGCGUUUUUGGACGGUAACAACAUGGGAAACUUGACUUCUCACGCUCUCAUAGGAAGGAAGAACCUGCGAGUCCUAUAUCUCAAUAAUUCAAAUAUAAUUGAUAUUCAAAACAGAACUUUCAACGGAUUAAGGAAUUUGAAAGUUCUUCGACUGGACCACAAUUACUUGGAAAAACUUCAUGGUUAUGAAUUUGUGCUUUUACACAACCUGCUUGAACUUUACAUCAAUGAUAAUUUAAUCUCGCACGUUGCCAACACAACCUUCACGUCACUGAGGUCCUUGGAAGUUCUUCGCUUGGAAGGUAACAGAAUAUCAACGUUUCCCGUUUGGAACUUGGGGCUUAACCCCUUCCUUGUGGAAGUGGGUCUCCAUCGUAACCGAUGGAGCUGCGAGUGCAACUACUUGGCAAAUCUAAGAGCGUGGCUGGAAGCCAACCGCAUAAAAGCGAGUGAAGUGAACGAAAUAAGCUGUUUUCAUCAAAGAAGUGGAAAAGAAGGACCUAGGGUUCUUUCAAACUCGCCUGGUCAUUGCGAUCAUUUUGUAGCUACAGCCCAUAUGAACAACCUAAUGGUAAAUGAUUAUAUUAUGUUUUCAAGUAUCAGUGUUGGUAUAAUCAUUGUAAUUCUUGUUCUUGUUUUUAUUGGUGUAGUGUAUAGAAGAAGGAUCAAAUUAUGGGCCUCUAAUCAGUACUCGAAAAACUUGUUCGAAAAGAGCUCGUCAUUCGUUGAAGAGCGUGAAAAGCUUUUCGAUGUAUUCAUUAGCCAUAGUAAUAAAGACAGUACUUGGGUAUACAGCGUAUUAGCUCCUGAAUUGGAAGUUAGAGGCUACCGAACGUGUGCAGUGUACAGAAACUGUUCGUCUCCAACAGCCUCCUUCGUAGCCCAGGCCAUGUCAGAAGGCAUAGCCUGCAGUAAGCGACUUAUGCUCGUUGUGUCUCGAGGCUUGGUCGAUAGUGAAUGGUGUAAAUAUGAUUUUAAGAGCACUCACGUCGAUGCCAUAAAGAAACUAUCGAAUAAAAAUAUAAUUCUAGUUAAUUUAGAUGAUAUUCCUAAGAACGAGUUAGACUCGGAAAUGAUUAAUAUUAUUAGAAAAGCUUCUUUUAGUUUCAAACCACGUGAUCCUAGGUUUUGGGAGCGCUUGAGACGAGCACUUCCUUCUCUCCGACACAGAAGACGUUAUGAAGAUUCUACCGGCAUCGGAAAGUCGGUUAGUUCGCCUCUCGUGGUGGCCGAUGUCCCCACGUCAGAUUUGGCAAAAUAUAACUGCCACCAAAACAAAAAUUUGACACUAAACCCUUAUUGGGAAACAGCUAUUACUUCUAAUGUCCCUGAAUGGAACAUGAAAAAACCGGACCUUGGAGCUCCACCUUGGUACCAAGUGACUUCGGUCAAGUGCGGCCACUCGCCUUCUUCGUCAUCUCGUCCACCUGAGGCAGACCACACCUACAUGUCAGUCAGCGAAUGUGAUGACACUACAAACUCUCAAACUGAAGCAUUUGCUGCCCUUUCUUCGUCAGGUGCAACGCAAGGUGUUCACCCUUCAUCCAAAUCGUCCGUCCCUCUGCUUGUAAACGGUUCGGCAUCAGGCCAGUUAAGUCCUCCAUUACUAUCGUUGAGACAUCAACAUUCAGUUCAGAAUAGAGCAAACCAUUACCAAGAUCCUCAACAAUACCAAAAUCCACACACACUACGUCCUUCCCAAAGCCACCAUAACCGUACUUCUCCUGAGGCCACACACAGUCUCCUCUUAAAUCGUCCGCCCGGCUUCCGCACGCCGUCCGUCACCGCGAGAAACCUUAAGGACGAAAGUUCGGGAGGGCCUCGCAUGGCGAACAAUAACAAUCCAAACUGUAAUGCUGACUCACCAUCCAUUGAUAUGAACGAAGAAAAUGAAAUGGAACAGAAAUACCCUCCAAUGUUGACCCGUCCUGAUGAAGCCCGUAAUUCAUCUCAAAGAGUUGACGUUCCAUCCAGCGUAGCAGGUACAGCAUGGAUCUACCAGUCUCCUGUCAAUCUUCCAUCGUCUCCUAGUGGCCAAACAUACUAUGUGUAAUCUAUAUAGGCUCGGACUUCGCAGCUGAGCAACUAGCGUAGACGAAAUAUUUUCUAACUUGCACGAAUAUUUUGUUUUCUGUUCCGAGUGCAUGUGUUUUUCUAAUUAAGCAUGGAAGUGCAGUGAAAACGUGUUACCAGAUUGUUAAAAAAUAUGAAACGAACUUUUCCAAUUGAAAUUAAUUAUUUCAUUGAAAUUAUUUAAAUUAUUUCUCCAUUUGUUUGAUGAUCUCUUUGAAGCAAGAAUGGAGAGAGUAGAAGAAAUGACAAUUUCCUAAAGAAGUAUUAAUUAAAUAAUUUCUUCCGUACUUCCAGCCUUUAUUGGUAAAUAUAAUGAUUAGAUCUAAAAUUGCUAAGUACAGCUAGAAACAAACCCAGUGAUAUAAACCAAACGCCGUCCCCUCCACAUCUUCUUUAUCCUGAAAUUAUCUGCGCCCACUUUCCAUUUAGGCGUCACUCGACUGCAUUUGAAUAUCAUAGUCGCCUUGCCGUCCUGUAUUAUGUUGCAUUUGUUCACUGCUCCCUCUAUACUCUGGCUGGUUGUU
Molecule: messenger RNA, 5501 nt
Organism: Hyalella azteca
Lineage: Eukaryota; Metazoa; Arthropoda; Malacostraca; Amphipoda; Hyalellidae
Product: toll-like receptor Tollo
Exons: 1
Coding region: 395-4957 (1520 amino acids)
Biological process (GO): signal transduction
Molecular function (GO): protein binding
Source: RefSeq, a predicted model, not a curated record